UUCAUAUUUAAUGCUAAUUCGAAUGAACAGUUCAGUUUCCAUUGUUUUCCUCUUCGGUCUUCACUCUUAACACUGUGAAGCUUCCCGUGUGGCCGCGUUCAUUUUCUUUCGAUCAAAACGCUACAUUUUCUCGCAUCUCUAUUCUCAUCACAGUAACCGAACGAAUUCUCUCUUGCUGUCGAUCGUCACUCUCACUCUGUUACGCAAAUUGCAAAUCUCUGCUUUCUCACAGAAUUUUUGCCAGCCUCAAGCAAUGGCAGAAAAGAACAAGGAAUCAUCAUCUGCAGAUUCAAAAGAUAAAGGUUCAUUGCUAGAUGAAGACAUUGGAAAGGAAUUUCUUAGUUCAUGGAAAACCAUGUCAAUGGCAGAUGAUGAUACAAUGGAUUUUGGCUUUGACUCUAUUCCUAAAGGGAAGAAAAAGACAUUUGACUUUGAGAAACUGGACAUGAAUUUUAAUUUGGACGGUGAUUUCAAAAACAUAUCAUCAUUUAAGAUGGACAUGUCUGACCUUGAUUUUGCAUGCACACCCAAAAAGUCUUCCCAGUCUAAGGACAAAAAAGGAGAAUCUUCUGGUGGUGGAAAAGCAGGAAAACAAGAUGCAUUUAAUUUCAGCUUUGAUUUUAAUGAGUUGGAUAACUUCAAUCUUGAUCCAAGCUUAAUAAAAAGAGAUGCUUCUUCCAACAAGAACCUUAGGGAAAAAGUAAUUACAGCAGAAGAAAGUGACAAUGCAGGUGCUAAAAUGCCUAAAGCUAGUAAUGAUGAAAAUGCUCAUGCAUCUACUGAUAGCAUAGCUAUAAAACCACAGGCAUCAGAGAGACUGGAAAAAUUGAAAAUUGAGACUUCAGUUGGUAACCUAGGGAAUCUAGAUUCUGGACUAGGUAGUUCUACUUCCAAAUUGUCAUCCUUGGGUUCCAUGGACGUUUCAAUUGUGAACCAAGCUUCAGAUAUAAAUAAAAUUGCAGAGACAGAAGAAAUGAACAAAGAAAAAUACUUGUGUGAGAUGACAAAGUCGACAGAAUCAAUGCCUGUACAAGUUACCAUUAAAGAGUCUUACCAGUUAGUAGGUCAGAGUGAUCCAGAGAAAGACAUUAUCCCAGAAGAGGUUAAUGUUUCAGGUGAAAAACCAAAGGUUAAUGAUGAGGCAAUAUAUAUGGAUUCUGAUGGAGUUGACCUACAUUUAGAGCAUUCAUCCCUGAUGCACAGCACUGGGUCAGAUAAUACUGUUGGAGAAAAUCUAGGUAGCAGUACCCAAGGUGUAACAAAUGACCCUCAACCUGAAAAGAGUGAUAAAAGCCUUGAAGAUACUGCUAAAAGUGAUGCCCCAAUGGAGACUUCAUGUGACAAUGACAUCAUAGAAAAGCAAAAUUCAAGUUUGGAGUGUCAGUUGGCUCCAACAAGCAGUAAAUCCCUAGAUUAUAAAACCAAGCUGAUGAAAGACAAAGAACUCCAAGGCACACAGUCAAAUAUAAUCAGCCGGCCAGAGGAUAAAAGCUCCAUAAAACAUCAUGCAUCAACAGCUGGGGCAAAGAGUAUUACUUUUGGCUGCCAAAGAAAUGGUGAUAUGAACCUGAGAUCCAUAACUCAGGCACGAUCAAAUAGCACGAGCUCUGGUAGCAAAUUGGCAAUUGAUUUACUUCCGGCUUCCAGCAAACUAAUGAGACCAUUGCUUGAUAGCAAAGAUGGUCUUAAAAGUGGUUGCAAUAUGAGGGAGGGAACAUCGUCUGUUACGCCAAGUGCAGGCAGGUUAACUGGAAAUGAGCAGUUAUUUCACCAAGAAGUAAAUAAAAGCAAGGCUAUAUUUCCAGGAACUAGAACGUCGGCUAAGGAUGUUAGUAUAUUGAAUUCUCAACUUAACCCUUCCUGCUUAGCUGAGAAGACAACUAGAAAUGCUACACAGAUGUCUGUAAAUUCUCAAGCUGAAGUGUCAGCCAAGGAAUCUUCUCAAAAAUCAAGGAUGAGUUCCAUAGAUGGAAGUAAACUUGCUUCUGUUAAAGCUUGCAAGAUAACUCCACCUCUCUCUAGCUUGAAAUCUUUAAGGAACAUUGAAGCUAGCAGGGUGCUACCAGCUAACAUACACCAAAAAGAAGCGAACUCCAAAGUAAGCUCUGAACAAAGUUUGGAGAUUCAGGGCACUAAAGCAUCAAAAGAUCACCAUCUUACUGAUAGCGGUGGCAAUCAAAAGCCUUUGACACCACUCUUGAAGAGGAAAACUAUUGAGGGUCUAGAAGCAGGUAUGACCUCGUUGAGGUCCUUAAAGCGCCUCUCUCAGUCUCCUAGCAGAAACUCCAAGGAAUCCUUGGAAGAAGUUAUUGAGCAGGUACAGAGUAAGCCGGCCAAUUUAAUCUGUCAGCACCCAAGCUUUGGACUUGAAAGUUCAUCAGAGAUUAAAGUGAAAGAAAUCGAAGUAACUGAUUCUAUACUCAUGGAAAAUAACAGCAAUGUUGGAAAGGCAGAAGCAUGUAUGAAGGAACUUGAAGAUGUUUGUAACAUGCUGAGAAAGAAGCACGAGGAAGCAAAAGAAUUAUUAGUUAGAGCCAUUGUGAACGAUAAUAACUUGCUGAUGCUUAAUCAUCCCAUUUAUGAAGAAGAAAUUCGGAAGGUUCAGCAAUUUGCUUCCCAAUUGAUGUCCAAGGGGAUUCAAACAUGAUCAGCAGCAAAAUGUUGCAUUUGGAGGUCAGUAUUCACACGAAUCUACAAAAGUUUCUUGGUUGCUGUGAAUUUUCUUCUUCAAUAUAACACUUGUUAGAUUAUUAGUCAUCAUUUGAAUUUAGGGACCGAAUAUCUGGACUAAUUUUGGCCAUUCCAUAGAAAGAAAUUUUAAAACAUUUGCGAUUUUGUGGGUUGUGUAACAUGUGAUUAGACAUAACUUUGGUCCGUUUGAGAUUUUGAACAUUUAAAAGAGGAAAAGUCUAGGGGGCCAGCAGUUUUGUUGAAUUUUGGCCAGCAUGUAACCAGCAGAGAAAUGUGAGUCAUUGGAUGAAAUCUCACAUCAAUCACACACCAUUAGAUCAUCAUUGAUGGCUAUUUGAUGGCUACCAAUCACAAAAGUUGCUGGCCCCUAGCAUUGCUCUUUAAAAGAAGACGAUUGCUGAGCAUGCCUCAAGUCCAUUGUGGCCCUAAAUUGUCAUCUCGAAAGAUUCCUCUGUCAGAUUUUGACAUUUUGUCUCGAGAAUUAAUGAUGAAGUAGAAUUAACUAUUCUACGUACAAAGCUAAAAUGUGGGCUCCAUUGCAAAAAUGAAGGGUGAAAUAUAACAUUAUCGACGUUAAUCUACAAUAUUUCUCUCUUAGCGUAGCAUUGAAGCAGGGAUCUGAGUUCUUAGGAUAAAAUAGAAAACAGUUAGGGAUUAUAAGAUAAUUUGUUUAAGAAAAAGAAUAUUCCAAACUACCGAGUUCUGAGAAACAUAGCAAGGCUUCCUACAUAAUUGACCCAAUUCAGUGGCCAAUUUAUUACCAAACUAGCUUUUACCUUUAUAACUGUUAUGAAUAUUAACGAUUUGACCAAGGUUUCCUACCCAACAGUUUAUCCAGUCUCUACGUUUAAUCCUCCGUUCUAAAUAACGAAGAAAGCAAGGAUUCAUGUUAGCUCCACGAAUCCACAAUAAAUUUGCUGUAUCCACCACCUCGACAAUAGCUUUUGUCGCCUUUCUCUUUCUUUUCCACAUACGACAUAGAUACACAAUCAUAAGGCAACAAAUUGGCACUAAUGAGUUGAAGUUUUCUAGUUGACAUUCGAUCGAAUACAACAAUCUAACCUUUACGUAUAAGACUCCAGGAUACAUCUUUUCAGCCAUAUAUCCAAUUAGCUUUCCGCAUGGUUUGUAUUUAACCUACAAGACAACAAAGGCUUUUGACGAUUACUGGAAGUGCUCAUAAAGAAACAAAAACGAAUCGCACGACACACUCGGACAAUUUUUUGUUGACCUUGCACUUCCCACAUGGAUUCCUAUAAAAUACUGGCAGUAUCUACGCCCCGAACCUCUAUAUAUAUGCUUCCAUCUAUACUUGGAACAUAGUAAAAACGUCAACAAUCUCUUGAAAUCUUGAAGGUGUGGAGAAUGGCGAGAUCUGGUUUCUGUUUCUGUUUCUGCAUCUUGCUCCUAUUGCUUUCGUUCACCAUGUCUGAGGCUCGGCCUCUAAGAAUUCAUAGUCCCUUUUCAUCUCACAUCCCUGUCUUCCUCAACAGUGUCAAUAAAGAUGGUACCAUAUUGCAUGAAAGUUCUAAGGUAUCUUCAAAGGUUGAGUUAAGAGCUACGAAUGCAACGGGAAGCCAGUACUACCAUCCCCGUAGAGUGAGUCCAGGGGGGCCAGACGCACACCACCACUUGAAAACAGUUGGCAUCGGAGGAAGAGAGCGGAAGUUGCUCAACUUUGUGUACUAAGUUUAGUUUCGUAGCGUCAUGACUCAUUAGGCGAUUUAUAACUUGAAAAAUAAAGACCUGGCUCUGUUCAGGGUGGCGUGAGAUGCCUUUGGAAGCAGUCAAAUCAUCAAUAAUAAAAUUGUUAAAAAGACAGAAUUUUUGGUAGGAAUCAUAAUCCAAAAUCAGUGAAUUUGGAUGAGAAAAAAAUGUCUUACUUUUUAU
Messenger RNA from Arachis ipaensis, 4581 nucleotides. The record is from RefSeq and is a predicted model, not a curated record. NCBI's taxonomy places the organism in Eukaryota, Viridiplantae, Streptophyta, Magnoliopsida, Fabales, Fabaceae.